Magnolia sinica is the source of this 3703-nucleotide messenger RNA. RefSeq lists its product as uncharacterized. Gene Ontology annotation, molecular function: small GTPase binding. The record is from RefSeq and is a predicted model, not a curated record. Gene Ontology annotation, cellular component: cytosol; nuclear envelope. Bases 273 to 3368 code for a protein of 1031 amino acids. The transcript is spliced from 34 exons. NCBI's taxonomy places the organism in Eukaryota, Viridiplantae, Streptophyta, Magnoliopsida, Magnoliales, Magnoliaceae. Gene Ontology annotation, biological process: protein import into nucleus.
UCACUAUUAAAACCCUAAGCCCCAAGCCCGCUCCCUACCCGCCUGGCGCCAAAAUCCCCGUCAAUCCUCAGUCCUAUAUAAACCCUAAUUCAAAGGCAUUUCCUCGCUCUCAAGAGCGGGGAACCGCUGAUUGAAAAAAAAAAUCUCCAUUUCUCUCAUUUCCAACCCUCGAGAAACUCCAAAUUAGGGUUUCACUUGCAAUCUCCUGCGUCGGUCGAUCUAAAAUCGCCUCAGCUUUGAUCACUGCCUGUUAACUGAUAUCAGAACUCCCAAUGUCGAAUUCCGUCGAUCAAGACCAGCGAUGGCUGCUCGAUUGCCUGACUGCAACGCUGGAUACGAACCACGACGUCCGAUCGUUUGCGGAGGCAUCGCUGCACCAGGCAUCUCUGCAGCCAGGUUUUGGAGUUGCAUUAUCCAAAGUCACUGUCAGCAAGGAGCUGCCACUGGGAUUGCGCCAGCUGGCUGCCGUCUUGCUAAAGCAGUUCAUAAAACAGCAUUGGCAGGAAGAUGAAGAGACUUUCAUACAUCCCGUUGUUUCAACUGCAGAAAAGGAAGCUGUACGUAGACUUCUGCUACAGGCUUUGGAUGACCCUCAUGGAAAAAUCUGCACUGCGGUUGGUAUGGCUGUGGCAUCCAUUGCACAUUACGAUUGGCCAGAGGAUUGGCCCGACUUGCUGCCAUUACUCUUGAGGCUAAUUAGUGACCAGGCCAACAUGAAUGGAGUACGCGGAGCUCUUAAAUGCUUGGCCCUUAUCUCCGAUGAUAUGGACGACAAGUUGGUGCCGAAAUUAGUGCCUGUUCUAUUCCCGUGCUUAUACACAAUCAUAUCAUCUCCUCAUAUCUAUGGCAAACCUUUACGCACAAAAGCUCUUUUAAUUGUUCACUCCUGCACAUCAAUGCUGGGGGCAAUGAGUGGUGUAUAUAAGACAGAAACAAGAGGAUUAAUGAUGCCAAUGCUUAAAAUAUGGAUGGAACAAUUCUCAGUUAUUUUGCAACCUGCAGUGCAGUCUGAAGAUCCUGAUGACUGGAGCUUUAGGAUGGAGGUAUUGAAAUGCUUAAUCCAGUUUGUUCAGAAUUUCCCAAGCAUGACAGAAGCAGAAUUCACUGUCAUCUUGGCACCUUUGUGGCAGACAUUUGUAUCAUGUCUAAAAGUAUACGAGUCGUCCUCGAUCCAAGGUAUAGAGGAUUCUUAUACUGGAAGAGUUGAUUCAGAUGGUUCAGAAAAAAGCCUCGAGUCCUUUGCUGUUCAGUUAUUCGAGUUGUUAUUGACCAUCGUGGGUAACUACAAAUUGGCAAGGGUCAUUGGAAGUAACUUCAAAGAGCUGGUAUAUUAUACUAUUGCUUUUUUGCAAAUGACUGAGGAACAGGUUCAUACUUGGUCGUUAGAUGCUAACCAAUAUGUUGCUGAUGAGGAUGAUGCUACCUGUAGUUGCCGUAUUUCAGGGCUUUUGUUACUUGAAGAGGUGGUUGCUUCUUAUGGUGCUGAUGGGAUUGAUGCUAUAAUAGAAUCUGCACAAAGACGAUUUACUGAGUCCUGUCAAGCAAAACUUGCUGGUUCUACAGAUUGGUGGAGAUUGUGGGAGGCAGCUAUGUUCGCAAUGGUUUCUCUUUCAGAGUCAUUGUCUGAAGCACAGGUUCCAGAAUCAGUCAAAUUCAGAUUAGGAAGUCUUCUAGAGCAAAUGCUCACUGCAGAUACAGGAACAGGGUUUUAUGAAUAUGCCUUCCUUCAUGCACGGGCAUUUUCAACAGUUGCUAAGUUUUCGUCAGUGAUUGGCCAGAGUGUUCUUGAUCAGUUUCUCUGUGCUGCUAUUAAUGCAAUUGCUCUAGAUGUUCCCCCACCAGUAAAAGUAGGUGCUUGUCGAACGAUAUCCCAGCUCUUACCAGAAUCGAGCCAGGGGAUUCUACAGCCUCAGAUAAUGGGUUUACUUUCAUCACUAUUAGAUCUUCUUAAGCAGGCUUGUGAUGAAACCCUACAUUUAGUACUAGAAACACUGCAAGCAGCAAUUAAGGCAGGCCAUGAAGCAUCUACAUCUGUAGAGCCAAUUAUCUCCCCUGUGAUACUUAACAUGUGGGCGGAACAUGUUUCAGACCCAUUCACUACUAUUGACAUUGUUGAGAUUUUGGAGGCUAUCAAACUCGCCCCUGGUUGUAUGUGGCCGCUUGUUUCUAGGAUUUUACCUUUCAUUGGGCCUAUAUUGGAAAAACCGCAACAGCAGCCCAUUGGAUUAGUUGCUGGCUCAUUGGAUCUCUUGACCAUGCUAGUGAAGGGUGCUCCUAUUGAUAUAGUUAAAACAGUAUACAAUGUUUGCUUCAAUUCUGUUGUCGGGAUAAUACUCCAGAGCGAUGAUAAUAGUGAGAUGCAGAAUGCCACAGAAUGUUUGGCUGCACUUCUAUUGGGAGGAAAGCAAGAGUUGCUUGCCUGGGGUAGUGAUCCAGGGUUUACAAUGAAAAGUCUUCUCAAUGCAGCUUCUAGGCUCCUGGACCCUGUCUUGGAUGGCUUUGGAUCACUUUUUGUUGGUAGCUACAUUCUGCAGCUUAUUUUGCACUUGCCUGCACAAAUGUCACAACACAUCCGAGACCUUGUUGCUGCUAUUGUUAGGCGCAUGCAGUCUUGUCAAAUGGCAGGGUUGAAGAGUUCAUUGCUGCUUAUCCUUGCUAGACUGGUUCAUCUGAGUGUCCCAAAUGUUGAACAAUUUAUUGAUUUGCUGAUCAAUGUACCAGCUGAAGGCCAUGAGAAUUCCCUUGCCUAUGUGAUGUCAGAAUGGACCAAACAUCAGGGAGAAAUUCAGGGAUCAUACCAAAUUAAAGUUACAACAACUGCUCUGGCUUUGUUGCUCUCCACACGGCAUGUAGAAUUGGGAAAAAUAUAUGUGCAAGGCUAUCUCAUCAAGACAACUGCAGGAAUCACCACUCGUUCGAAAGCGAAAUUAGCCCCAGAUCAAUGGACAAUGAUGCCUCUUCCUGCAAAGAUCCUUGCGUUAUUGGCAGAUAUGUUGAUUGAGAUUCAAGAACAACAUCUGGAUGAUGGUGGCGAAGAUGAUGAGGAUAGUGAUUGGGAGAUAGUUAAAGACCCAGAUACUGACCCUCGCCAAGAUAUGUUAUAUUCAAUGAGUUCUGCAACUGCCAGACCCACCAUUGAGCAUCUUGAUGCUCUUGCUAAAGCCAUGAAUAUGAGUGAAGAUGAUGAUUGUGAAGAUGACAUAUUGAAAGGAGAUGAUCCUAUUAAUGAGAUUAAUCUGGCAAAGUACAUGGUGGAUUUCUUCACAAGGUUUUCCAACGGUGACAGACCGCUGUUUGAUCAUCUCUUCCAGAGUCUAACCAAGGCACAGCAGAAUGCUAUACAAAAAGUUAUUGAAGUAGUGAACUGAUUUUUGUAAAUACCAAGGGUAGCAGUUUUCAUCAAUUGAAAGUUGGAACUCCAAUAUAGCAUUGCCAGUGCCCUAAGUCACGUUUUUUCUUGGUAACUGUCAAGUUUGUCCUGCUACAUUAUCCACCUGUCAAAAUAUGUCCAUAUAAAUAAGAACGAGAUCUUGUUGAUUGUGAAAAUAGUUAGUUUGGAAAAGGGUUAGUCCUGCCUCUACUUCAAAAUUCGGUAUGACAAAGUAUUCAUCAAAAACCGAAAAAAAAUUAAAAAAAUAUAUAAAGAAAAGCUCGGUAUGACAAGUAGGGAAUGAAAUAAAGAAGGGGAAUGAUGUUGCAUGAA